GGAGGUGCUAGUGAAUUCUGACAUAACGAACACCAAACACCACUGUUCCCGGGCUAAUAGGCCUACACUACAUUGAAAUGCACGUUACUAAAUGUUUAUAUACAACAAACACAAGCAUAUUUAAUUACUUGUAUUUAAUGAAUCAACAAACAAGCAAGCACAAGAAUACAAUUCAAAUCCUAGCCACCACAGAGAACAUCUGUGGAUUUACUAGUGGAACAGAAUUGUAGCAGUGUGUAGUGCAACACAGUAUACUCUUACCACUGUCUCUUAACUCACUGAAUCUUUUGUCUCACCUCUGAUCUCCUCUUUACUAUCUCUUCACUCCUGUGUUCCUCUCUUUUCCUCUCUAAACUCAUCUUCACUAUCUCUCCUCCUCUGUUCUCCUCUCCUUCACUCUCAACUUCUGUCUUCAUCUCUUCUUCUCUCAACUCCUCUGUUCUCCUCUCCUUCACUCUCCACUUCUGUCUUCAUCUCUUCUUCUCUCAAUUCCUCUGUUCUCCUCUCCUUCACUCUCCACUUCUGUCUUCCUCUCUUCUUCUCUCAUCCUCCUCUGUUCUCCUCCCCUUCACUCUCCACUGCUGUCUUCCUCUCUUCUUCUCUCACUCCUCUGUUCUCCUCUCCUUCACUCUCCACUUCUGUCUUCCUCUCUUCUUCUCUCACUCCUCUGUUCUCCUCUCCUUCACUCUCCACUUCUGUCUUCCUCUCUUCUUCUCUCCUCUUCCUCUGUUCUCCUCUCCUUCACUCUCCACUUCUGUCUUCCUCUCAUCUUCACUAUCUCUCCUCCUCUGUUCUCCUCUCCUUCACUCUCCACUGCUGUCUUCCUCUCUUCUCUCCUCCUCCUCUGCUCUCCUCUCCUUCACUCUCCACUGCUGUCUUCCUCUCUCCUUCUCUCAACUCCUCUCUCCUCCUCCUCUGUUCUCCUCUCCUUCACUCUCCACUUCUGUCUUCCUCUCUUCUUCUCUCAUCCUCCUCUGUUCUCCUCUCCCCACUUCUGUCUUCCUCUCUUCUUCUCUCCUCCUCCUCUGUUCUCCUCUCCUUCACUCUCCACUGCUGUCUUCCUCUCUUCUUCUCUCAACUCCUCUGUUCUCCUCUCCUUCACUCUCCACUGCUGUCUUCCUCUCUUCUUCUCUCAACUCCUCUGUUCUCCUCUCCUUCACUCUCCACUGCUGUCUUCCUCUCUUCUUCUCUCAACUCCUCUGUUCUCCUCUCCUUCACUCUCCACUGCUGUCUUCCUCUCUUCUUCUCUCCUCCUCCUCUGUUUUCCUCUCAAUCAGUCUUUUUUAACUGGUGAAGUUCUGCUGAGAGGUUUUCAAUCAAUACGCCAUAAUGUUCAGCCAUGGGCAAAAGAGUAUCUUUGUCCAAGAAUGUCUCAUGUUUUGGGUUAAGAGCUGCUGCUCCUUUUAGAACGUGACAGCUGUCAGAGGAAAAGCGCCUGUCCAAUUCACUGAUUAAUCGAUUGAUUACAGGGAAAUAGCAGUGGUUCUGAUAGUCUUCUGAGGUUUCCAGCGGCUCUUUUGAUCCUGUUUGGCUGUUCACCACAAAGUCCUGCAGGUGGUGGGGCUGUUUUUUUCUCCUUACCUGUGGGCGCUGCAGGUCAAUGCCAACUGUCUCACACAUAUCACUGGCACACUCCCAGAUUUCAGUCCAUGUUUCAGCAUUGCGUUUGUCAUUGAGGGUAUCAACAACUGCAAAGACCAGAUCAAUGGCAGAUGCCAGCUCCAAAUCUGUGGCCUGUAGAUGAUCAGAUAAGUUCUUUGUGAGCUUGAAUAUGCUCUCCAGCAUACAGAUGUGCACAACAAAUUGUGCAUCAAUCAGUCCAAUCAGUGAUCUUGCUUCAGUAGCUCUAUGAGCAUUCGUCUGGUUGCUCACAUCCACAAGAGUUGCUAAGAGAGCAGGGAGAGUUCUUUUUAUUGCCCACAGUGUAGAAUAUUGGCAGGCCCACCUGGUAUCUGAUAGUCUUUUCAAUUCCACUGUGCGUUUGGUGGGCUCAAGGUCUUGUUGCUUCUCCAUGAACACCUUGUGAGUCACUGUCCCAGAAAAGAAGUUGUACAACAUCUUGACCGUUGCAAAGCAUUCUGCAACUGCUUUCACAUUAUGUACACAGUCAACUAAAACCAAGUUUAAUCUGUGUGCAGCGCAUGUGGCACUUCUUGGCGAAACUUUUCCUGGACACCAUUGUUGCACCCGGACAUGACAGAGGCCCCAUCAUAGCACUGUGCAAUGCAUGCAUGUUUGUCUAUGCUACACUUAGCCAGUGUUUGUUUAACUGAUUUGUGUAAAGACUCUGCAUCCAGGCCCUCUGCAGAAAUAAAGUCCAGAAACUCUUCAUGAAUCAUAUCAUUGUUUAGAUAUAGCAGAGCAACAGAUAGCUGCUCUUUUUUGCUCACAUCCUUUGUUUCAUCCACCAUUAAAGCAAAAUGCUCUCCCAGCUUAACCUCGUUGCUCACUUGUUCCCUCACCAUGCUGGCCACAACAUCAAUCAGCUCAUCCUGGAUAUCAUGAUGCACAUAUUUGGCAUUCCCAGGUCCACUGGACAAUUUCUUUGAGACAAUGGUGUCAAACUUUCCCAGCAGAUUUAACAGUUCAAUAAAAUUACCUCUGUUUGUGGACUGCUGAUCUUCCCUGUGCCCUCUCUGUGCAAUUGUUUGACAAGCAGUAAACCGCAGUGAUUCUAUGACUGCUCUCAUGUACUGCCUGUUUUCUUGUACUGUUUUUUAAUGUCCAGCAUCAAGCUUAGUCAUAAUCCUUGAACCAUUUUUCAUCCUUGCCUUAAACUCACACCAGCCUUCCGUUGCUAGUUUAUGAGAAACACGUGCAUGGUGUUGUGUUAGUUUCUCACCUCCUUUCCUCCGGUUUCUGAAGCCAGCGUGGGUGAAGCUCUUUUCUGAGUGACCAGAUGUCCGAGCAUGGUGGGGAAAAUGCCGACAGGCAAAACAGAAAGCAGCAUCAACUGACACCGAGUAUUCCAGCCACGCGUAUUGUUUAAACCAAGACUGGCAAAAACUUCUUAAAGUUAGCUGGGAGCAAAAUGCCCGACACGGGUAGGACUUCAGCUGAGGCUGCCUCGGUCCCUCUGCUGGGUCUUGGCUUAAAUCCACAGGGCCAGGUUUCCCGCCACCCAAGAUCGGAGCUACGGCUGUCGGUGAAGCUCUCCCUUCACUCCCCGAAUCUUGCCCGACAUUUUCGGGGAUGUUAUCGGCCUCCGAGUCUUAUGCCGCCGCCUCCUCCGCCGCCGCCUCCGCCCUCGCCCCCGCCCUCGCCCCCCGCCGACUCCAUUACCGCCCUUCUUCAUCCGCCUCUUCAUCCUCACUGUCCAUGUCCACUCUGUCCUCCUCCAUCGUACUGUGCAUCCGCAAAUCACCGCCGCCACCACCAUCAUCCACUCUCAUCCGCUUUCUGGAAAUUAACGUUACAAAACGGUCCAUUUUGCUCUGUCACUCGCUAAUCUGCUCUGUCGUUAACUAGCCGCUAUGCGUCAACCGCCACCAACAUGAAUGUCAAACGCACGUCUGCGUGCCGUCUGCGUGCAAACUGCCAAUCAAAUCGCACUACACAUACUAAAAAGAUACAGACGCUUCUGUAAUACGGACCACUACAGCAACGUUAUAAACAAUUGUUGUCGGACGGUUACCUAUGAUUGUCUCGGUGGUGUCUUAAUUUUUCCUUUAUUUGGAUUAUAGUUUGUAAUGCUUAUAUGUUUCGAGGGCAGGGGGGCGAAUGGGGGUGCAAAGCCUUUGACUGGAGGGUCUUAAGACCCUGCUUGCCCCCCCCCCAGCGCCGCCAUUGUUAAGAGGUGGAAUAAUUCAGGUAGGACUGUGUAGGACAUCACUGAAGGCCUAGGUGUGAAAUGCACGGCCCGCCACUGGGUCUCACACACACAUGUGAAACACUCUCACACACACAACUGCAAACAAAAGCUCUCAUAAACACAUGUGAAAAUCUCUCACACACACAUAUGAAAUGGUCUUACACACACAUGUGAAACACUCUCACACACACAUAUGAAACGCUCUCACACACAUGUAUGAAACGCUCUCACACACACAUAUGAAACGCUCUCACACACACAUAUGAAACGCUCUCAGAAUUUCACUUGAAACGGAAGGCGUUCCAAUUAAACAGGAAACGGUUGAGAACAAACAGCGCAUUGCAAAAUACAGGCGAAAUACUAUUCUUUGUUGGUUCGCUACACCGAUGUCUUCUCAACAGCCCGCAAGUAGCCUAACUGAGGCAGCGGCGUUGCUCAACAAUAUAUUGGCCUCAGCCGAGACCAUUAGAACGCUGUCAAGUGCAACCACAAUGGUGCAGCAACUGACCGUUACAACUCGAGGUGAGGACACCGUGGACGGUCACCUAGCAUCGCUCUUACCAUCCCACAGCGGGCAGCGGCCAGCUACAGCUCCUCUUAGGAGAGAUUGUGCACCACGAUAUCAAGCACAACAUUGCUUUGGCACAUGGACAUCUGGCACGAGGAAAACAAGGUAAUUAUAAAUAUCCGGAGUUUGAAAUUAUCUUUAUAUAUAGCAUGAACAUCGUUUCCACUGCUAACAGACUGUCAAUCCGUUUUCACUUCAUAAACGAAAAAAAACACAACAUUUUGAGUGUUUUGGUCUGAUGUCAUUUUAAUUUUUCAACUUUUGCUUGCGUAUUGGAGACAAAACUUGACUGAAGUUAAUAAAAAUGAUAUGUGAGAUAACUUCACUGCCAGGAGAACCAGGCUAUUAGCUCCAGAGUAAGCGGAAGUUAGCUAGCUAGUGUGCUAAAUGAAGUUAUAUUAUUUUAGUUCAGUGGCAUUAAUUAAUAAUGUGGAAACUGUUAUUUCCUUCCCAAAUGAAGAGCAUUGUUGGUUUUAUCAUUAUUGUUAAUAACAAUAAUAAUAAUAACAUUAACAUUGUUAUAACCUUCACAGUGGGAGAUAUGGACCUGUGCUGGUGACUCAGAUGCACUUAAUUUUUGGUUUAAAACGGGGAAAAAAACAUUUGCUCGUUUUAUCGUUUUUAAUUAAGGGGAAACUGAUUAUACUUUAGUACCCUGACUUACUGUUUUCUCAUUAUUGUUUUAUUAUAGCAGUAUGACUUAACUGUCUGCCUUCAUGUAGUCGAAUAGUAGACUUAUAAUGCAUAAUACAUUCUUAUUUCAGAGCUAGGGCGCAGCAGCAUGGCCAUUUCAAUAAGGACGUGAUACUACUCCCCAAUCCAUCAUUGGAUGUAGUGUGCAAACAACGUCCAAAAGUACGGUUACACAAACAUGGACAUAUCCUCAGUGCCUUUGAAUUCCAGAAGGCCUGGGACCACCGGACUGUUAUUGAUCGCAUCAGACAAGGCUUUGGUGAGCAUAUUCCGGAGGACGUCAGCCUCCAGCUUGUAAUGUCUUGUGGCAAUAAGUUGGUGUCCCCUAAGAUCCAGGAGGGUCAGGAGCUGAAUGGGAUGCUAAUCCACAAGGUUUUUAAAACCAAAGCCCUGUAUGUAAGACCAUCAAGGACCCUUUUAACUGACUCAGAGGAGGAAAGUGAACUUUCUGCCACUGACAGAUCAACUGCUAAGGACAGUGAUGAGGAUUGUUGUGAAAUCCUGCAAAUCCCCGCAGGCACGAGCAGCUGAGUCACCACCAGGGCAGCCUCAAGAGCAAUGAGAAGUAAUGAUCCCUGUACUGGCAAUAUUGAUGGUGAAGGCAAUCCUGGCACUGGCACUGGUAUUGAUGAUGAUUAUAAUGAUGAUGCCACCAACCACCCAGCUACCAGUGCUGUUAGAAGGAGUAGAUUAGUAGUGGAAGGAGUGAUGGCAACCAUGGGACUAGCGGCCAUGAUGACUACUCAUCAUAUUUAGCACUUGUGUCAACUCUUCCUGACGACUCCUCGGAUGACGAGGAAUUAAACAAGGCCAUUAUUGCCAGUAUGGAGUGUCCAAUUGCAGAAAAGGUCCCGAGUCAGGAGAUACUGCUGGAACUCUCAAGCAAAAUUGUUACAAAACGACAGUGCAGGUUCAAUAUAAAUCGCUCUGCUGUCUGGGAAGGAGCCAUGCGGGGUUUCCAAAGGGUAUCCUACGACCCAAACUUGAUGAUUUCUGUAAAGUUCUCAGAUGACAUGGGGAGAAAUGAGGAAGGGAUUGAUUUAGGAGGGCCAAGGAGGGAAUUCUUGAGGCUGCUGAUGGAGACCAUUGCCAGAUCUGCCAUGUUUGAGGGAAAAGAAAACAGCAAGAACUUCGCUCUUGACAGUACUGCUCUAAGAGAGGACUGGUACUACAACGCUGGCAGAGCCAUUGCAGUGAGUUUGGUGCAUGGUGGUCCACCACCAAACUUCCUGUCACCAACAGUGUUUUCGCUUCUUGUUGAUGGUUCAGCAAAUCCAGCUGUAGAAGACAUAGCUGAACCAGAACUCCUUGAGAAAGUCAAAAAGAUUCUGUGAAGGUCUGAAGACUCUUGGGGUUCUUGAAAAAAUCAGGAGACAUCCUGACAGCUUUAAGCCCCUGUUUUGCUAUGAGGCAAGUCUUCUCACUGCUGACCAGAUGGACAAUCUCUUCAGCAUUCGACUCUUCCCAGAAGGGAGCAACAAGAGAACUGCAGAAGAAAUGGUUGUAAUCUUCUGGAGAGACUAUCUCCAGGAUGCAGAAGAAGAAGAAGGGCCAUCCAAACUACAAAAAAUAUUGGCCUUCGCAACAGGAGCCUCUGUGGUGCCACCCAUCGGCUUUUCCCCAACACCUUCUGUGGAGUUCAUUCACAAGGGAGAGGACGACUAUGCCUCGACACCAUUGUUCCCUAUGGCCAACACAUGUGUCAACUCCAUCAGGUUGCCGCUACAUGUGUCAUAUGAAGUCUUUAAAGACAAGUUUGACUUUGCUUUAGGGAACACUCAUGGGUUUGGCAGGUCAUGAAUAUACAGUGGUGGAAAUAAGUUUUCAACGUGUCAACAUUUCUUUCGUUAAAUAUUUUAAUAUUUUUCUGAUGCAGCUAUUCGUUUGAGAUUUAUACCACUUAUUGGAAUUGACUCAAUAAAAGUCAAUAAGUAAAGCUACACAGGUAAAGACAUUUACAUGUGUGUUUAAUACUUUUUCCUCUGUUAUUUCACUUUGUUAAACACUUUUUAUGGAAUGGAAUGUUACGUUUCCUUUACCUGUGUAGUUUUAUUAAGUCAAUACCAAUAUCUGGUUCAAAUUUAU
Eleginops maclovinus (Patagonian blennie) is the source of this 7157-nucleotide messenger RNA. RefSeq names its product G2/M phase-specific E3 ubiquitin-protein ligase-like. Gene Ontology annotation, molecular function: ubiquitin-protein transferase activity. Lineage: Eukaryota; Metazoa; Chordata; Actinopteri; Perciformes; Eleginopidae. Bases 5897 to 6406 code for a protein of 169 amino acids. The transcript is spliced from 7 exons. The record is from RefSeq and is a predicted model, not a curated record.